Messenger RNA from Fimicolochytrium jonesii, 2790 nucleotides. Its product is annotated as PHD-zinc-finger like domain-containing protein. Lineage: Eukaryota; Fungi; Chytridiomycota; Chytridiomycetes; Spizellomycetales; Powellomycetaceae. Gene Ontology annotation, molecular function: protein binding. Bases 1 to 2790 code for a protein of 929 amino acids. Gene Ontology annotation, cellular component: MOZ/MORF histone acetyltransferase complex. The transcript is spliced from 10 exons. Gene Ontology annotation, biological process: regulation of transcription by RNA polymerase II. The record is from RefSeq and is a predicted model, not a curated record.
AUGGAGUUGGAUCAGGAAUCUUUGACAUCGCCAGAACUUCCAUUAACAAACUCUCCAGAGCGAGCGGACGCCUCCGAGCCUCGGCCCGAACCCAACGGUACUCUAAGCGCUCUAGCGAACGCAGCCAUAGCAGCAGCUCAGCAGAUCUCAACAAAACUCUUCACCGGAAAACCGGAAGUUGCAGAAGGUGAACCCGAAAUUGCGAGUGUCGAUAAUGUAGAUGUGCAUAUACCCGAUCAAACAAACGCUGAGCCAUCAUCCGUUGACUUGGACUACACUGUCCAACAACAAACCACCGAAAUUGACCUCGCAACGGCCCUAUUCCCCGAAGAAGACGUCGUCUCCCUCCAACCUACCGCUGACUCCCUCACCGACGACUCCGCCACCCCCGCGUCCGUCAACAUACCAAGCAGCGACGAAGGCUCCGACACCCGCCGUGCCCCAACGCCCUACGACGGCCUUGAUCACCUCCUCUCAACCCUCGACACCCUUCCCACCCUCCCACCCGCCCCAACUAAUCUACCCACCCCUUCCUUCCGCCUCCUAACGGACACCGACGAGCUUGGCUACCGCACCGCCAAACGCUUUCGCUUAACCGCGGCAUACAUCCACCACGCCGAGCCGAACGAGCAUGAGCUGGCUGCGCGCGUGGAGUACGACAUGGACGAGCAUGAUCUGUGUUGGCUGAAUAUGGUGAAUGAGCAGAGGAAAAAGACGGGGCUCGCGGCUGUGCAGGAGGAUUAUUUUGAGCAGGUUAUGGAUUGUUUGGAGAAGGAGUGGUUCGAUUUGACGAAGGAUAUUCCUUCUACCCGCGACGAGGAAGGAGAUCCCGUCUGUGCGGUCUGCGAUGACGGGGAAUGCGAGAACUCGAAUGCGAUCGUUUUUUGCGAUGGGUGUGACAUUCCUGUGCAUCAGGACUGCUACGGAAUCCCCUUUGUACCCGAAGGCCAAUGGCUCUGUCGGCGGUGCAUGCUCAGUCCCCACAAACCCGUAAGCUGCAUCCUUUGCCCACAUACCGACGGCGCUUUCAAACAAACCAGCGGCCAGGGCUGGGCCCACCUUCUGUGCGCGAUGUGGGUGCCAGAAUGCAGUAUCCAGAAUUUGACGGUCAUGGAGCCGGUGGUGGACGUGGAGAGGAUUCCGAGGAGUCGGUGGCGUUUGCAAUGUUUCUUAUGCCACCAACACGUCGGCGCCCCAAUCCAAUGCUCCAACCGCAACUGCUACACCUCCUUCCACCCGACCUGCGCUCGCAAAGCGGGCCUGUUCAUGAAGAUGCGCUCGCAGUAUGGGAGUAAUAACAAUACCUUCCGCGCGUUUUGCGAUCGGCAUACACCGCCCGAGUACCGCGACCAAGUCGAUAUCGAACAAUCCAUCCGCACCUUCAUGCAAGAGCAGCUCAAAACGCGCACAUCCCUCAUCAGGAAGAAAAUAACCGCACUCGCAGCGUCGGACGACGACGACGAUUUUCUGCCCCCUACCACGAGCGGGGACGAGGAGCAGCUGACCAGGAAACGGGGCAGGAAGCGGAAGAGUGUUGUUAGGAGCGAUGAGGAGGAGGACGAGGAGGACGAGGAGGGCGAUGGAGAGGCGGAGGGAGAACGGAAGCGGGGGAGGGUGCGAGCGACUACGCCCAUCGAUUCUGCGAGAACAACAACCGACCAACAACUUCUCGCGCAGUUCCCGCCACACCUCCAGUUCAACGCCCCCGUCAUCAUCCCACACUACAUCCUGCAACGCGUGCUCGCGAAUUUGAGAGACGACUUUAAGGAACGCAAGAUGAAGGGCGACUUUGAUAAGAAGAUGAGGGCGUUUGUGGUUGCUGUGUGCAGAUAUUGGGCGUUCAAGAGGGAAGCGAGGCGGGGCGCGCCGCUGCUGAAGAGAUUGCAUUUGGAGCCAUGGACUGCGUCGGCUUCUGUCUUCAAGCAGGAUGAGGAGGCAAGGGCUACUCGUAACAAGGGUCUCGUUGAAGUUCGCAAAGGCCUCGAACGGGUGCGCUGCCUUGUGGACCUGAUCCGCAGCCGCGAAAUCAAAAAGCUGAAGCAGUACCGCGCCGGCGUCGAAUUCUGCGAGCUGCUGGUUUUCCCGGUCACGAGGGAGUUGAGGGGGCUGUUGGAGACUAUCAGAGAGUGGGAUAAACAAGGGUAUUUUGCGGACCCGGUUUCGCCCGACGUCGCGCCGGAUUAUCAUGCGUAUGUCAAGCAACCCAUGGAUUUCAGCACGAUGCAGUCGAAGCUUGAAGCGCACGAGUAUCGGGACGUGAAGGGGUUCGAGACCGACCUCGACCUGAUCUGGACCAACAGCAUGCUCUACAAUUCCGCCGAAACCGACUAUUUCAAAGCCGCCCACCGGCACCAAAAACGCGCCAAACCACUCCUCCAGGAGCUUGCCAAACGUAUGGCGGCGCUGCCCAUUGAUGGCAAAACCGGCGUGCUUGAUAUCGUACCCAAGGAGUUUUAUGAAUGGCUUUGGGAGUAUGGCGGUGGGGAGAGGGAGAUUUUCCCGAAGGCUCCGCUGGUGGAUGACGAUGUAGGGAAUGAUGGUGGGGAUGAUUAUGGGGAUGAGGAAGUAGGUGGAAGAAGAUUGAGGAACACGAGGGCACGGUCGGCGGCGAAGGAGAAGGAGGUUGCCAUGGCUGCUGCGGCGGCGGCUGCAGCGGCUGCGGCGGCCAAGGCGAAGAGAAGGGAGGAAAAGGGGUUGAGGACUCCGGGGAAUCUGAUGAGUGCAAAUGCACCGACGACGAGGACCAGGGCGGCCUUGAAACUGGAGGCCGAGGCGCGAGGUAAGCGGUGA